UGAUAAACGCCCUUUGUUUCCCGGACCAGCUGCUGCUGAGCAUUUCCGGGUUUGCAGUUGUCUCCCGUCUUUCCCGCAGUGACUGCGCUUCAGUCCCGGUCGGUUUUCCCCUCCGUGUGUGAGUCUGGACCUGCUGCCUGCUGUCUGCUUCGGGACGAGUAAUUCGCUGACAUCAUGUCUAAGAAGGCCGGAAACCGCGGGCCAGAGGUGGAGGGGCUGUUGGAGGCGUCGAUCAUCCGGAUCCCUCCGCAUCACUACAUCCACGUCCUGGACCAGAACACCAACAUCGCCCGAGUGGAGAUCGGACCGCUCACCUACAUCCGCCAGGACAACGAGAGAGUGCUUUUCACUCCGAUGCGCAUGGUCAUGGUGCCUCCUCGUCACUACUGUGUGAUCGCCAACCCCGUGGCCCGCGAUGACGACAACCAGGUCCUCUUUGACCAAUCCGGACAGGCCAAGCUGCGUCACGCCGACCUGGAGAUCCGCCUGACCCAGGACCCGUUCCCCCUGUACCCCGGGGAGGAGGUCCAGCAGGACGUGACGCCGCUGCAGAUCGUGUACCCCGACACAGCUCUGCGUCUGCAGGCUCUGCUGGACUUUGAGGUGGAGGGAGGAGAGAAGAGAGUAGCUGGAGACGAGUGGCUGUUUGAAGGACCGGGGACCUACAUCCCCAGGAAGGAGGUGGCCGUGCUGGAGACCAUCAAGGCCACGGUGAUCAGGGAGAACCAGGCCAUCAGGCUGAGAGCUCGCAAGGAGGGCAAGGACAGAACCGGAGUCAACAGAGUGACAGGUGAGGAGUGGCUGGUCAGUAAGGUGGGCGCGUACCUUCCCGGUGCGCACGAAGAGGUCAUCGACAUCGUCAACGCUUUCAUCCUCACUGACAAGAAAGCACUGCACGUGCGCGCCCUGCGGCCCUUCAAAGACGCCGGCGGACGCGAACGUCGCACUGGGGAGGAAUGGCUGGUCACCAUGGCCGACAGGGAGGCGCACAUCCCCUCUGUGGCAGAGGAGGUGGUGGGCGUGGUGGAUGUGACCACCCUGAGCAGCAGGCAGUACUGCGUGAUCCUGGACCCGGUGGGACCCGAUGGGAAACCUCAGCUGGGCCAGAAGAGGGUGGUGAAGGGCGAGCGCUCGUUUUUCCUGCAGCCUGGGGAGCACCUGGAAAACGGCAUCCAGGAUGUGUACGUGCUGUCGGAGGAGGAGGGGCUGGUGCUGCGAGCUGUGGAGACCUUUAACGACACCCAGGAGCAGGAGGAAGACGAGGAGGAGGAGGAAGAGCUGCAGGAGAGGGCCAAGCGCUCUCGCAGAAGUGGCACCCUCCGUCGCCCUGGAGACCGCUGGAUGCUGCGGGGCCCCAUCGAGUACGUCCCCCCUGCCAGCGUGGAGGUGUUGCUGCGGCGCCAAGCCAUCCCGCUGGACGAGAACGAGGGCAUCUACGUCAGGGACAUCAAAACAGGAAAGGUGCGCGCGGUGAUCGGUCACACCUACAUGCUGACUCAGGACGAGGAGCUGUGGGAGAAGGACCUUCCUCCGAACGUCGAGGCCCUGCUGGGCGCUCGUCUAGACCCGCUGGCCGACCGCUCAGACCGCGGCCAGCAGGCACCGGCCGCCCUGAGGGAGAAGACCAGGGUGGUGUCCUUCAGGGUGCCCCACAACGCCGCCGUGCAGGUCUAUGACUACAGGGAGAAGAAAGCCAGGGUGGUGUUUGGACCGGAGAUGGUGAUGCUGGGACCCGACGAGCAGUUCACCGUGCUGUCGCUGUCUGGGGACAAGCCAAAGAGGGCCAACGUCAUCAAGGCCAUCUGCCUCCUGCUGGGGCCCGACUUCUUCACCGACAUCAUCACCAUCGAGACGGCCGACCACGCCCGGCUGCAGCUGCAGCUCUCCUACAACUGGCACUUCGAGGUGAAGUCUCGGACGGAUGUGGCCGACGCCGCGGCCGUGUUUUCAGUCCCUGACUUUGUGGGUGACGCCUGUAAAGCCAUUGCAUCGCGGAUCCGUGGAGCCGUCGCCUCGGUGCAGUUUGAUGAUUUCCACAAGAACUCAAACCGGAUCAUCUGCUCGGCCGUGUUUGGCUUCGAUGAGAAGAUGCAGGUUCGCUCGAGUCUUCGCUUCCACCAGAACAACCUGGUGAUCAGCAGCGUGGACAUCCAGUCCGUGGAGCCCGUCGACCAGCGUACACGAGACGCCCUGCAGAAGAGCGUCCAGCUGGCCAUCGAGAUCACCACCAACUCCCAGGAAGCGGCUGCACGACACGAGGCCGAGCGUCUGGAGCAGGAGGCCCGGGGAAAGCUGGAGAGGCAGCGGAUCACCGACCAGGCCGAGGCGGAGAGAGCCAGGAAGGAGCUGCUAGAGCUGGAGGCGCUCAGCGCGGCGGUGGAGAGCACCGGAGCAGCGAAGGCUGAAGCUCAGUCUCGGGCGGAGGCGGCUCGAAUUCAGGGAGAGGCGGCGGUCAGCGAGGCCAAACUGAAGGCUGAGGCUCAGAGGAUUGAGGCGGAGGCGGAGCUGCAGCGCCUGGCGAAGGCUCGUGAGCAGGAGCUGAACUAUAAGAAGGAGAUUGACCGUCUGGAGGUGGAGAAGCAGCAGCGGCUGGCUGGGAUCGAGAGUCAGCGCUUCAAGGAGAUGAUGGAGAGUUUGGGCAGCGAGACGCUGAAGGAGAUCGCCAGAGCCGGCCCCGAGAUGCAGGUGAAGUUGCUGCAGUCUCUGGGGCUCAAGUCCACCCUCAUCACGGACGGCUCGUCUCCCAUCAACCUCUUCACCACAGCCAACGGCCUGCUGGGGGCGCUGCCGGGUCAGGGACAGGCCCAGUGAGGAAGAGGAGGGGAAGAAAUGUGAAAGUUCAACAUUGAAGCACGAGGUCGUGACAGGUUUUUUCUCCACCCACCAGUGAAUAUGUUAAUAUUCAAUAUUAAAGCGAUGUCUGCUGUCCGGAGAAAGUGAUUUGUGCACGUGUCGGAGAACCCGCGGCAAAGAUGUUUCACCGUCGUAGCGCUGACAGCCAAAGAUUUGUUCCUACUGAGCACUUUUUCUCCCAAAGCUAACAAGCUAAACUAGCUGUUUACAGAUGCUGACUCUCUGGUGUGUGGAUGUCUCUGCCUUACAAAGUGCUGAUGUUCUUCCUUCUGUCGUUUAUUCGCUGAAGCAAUAUUAAAACUGACGUCCUCCUCUG
Molecule: messenger RNA, 3169 nt
Organism: Oreochromis niloticus (Nile tilapia)
Lineage: Eukaryota; Metazoa; Chordata; Actinopteri; Cichliformes; Cichlidae
Gene: mvp
Product: major vault protein
Exons: 18
Coding region: 175-2811 (878 amino acids)
Cellular component (GO): nucleus; cytoplasm
Source: RefSeq, a predicted model, not a curated record